CAUUCAUUCUACUCAGAAGGGAGGGAUUGGUGGCUCCCCGCUCUGCUCUGCUCUGCUCUGCCCACCCGCGUCGCCCUCUUUGUUCCCUCCGUGGCCGCGGGUGGGGGCCCCGGGUGGGAUCCAGCCAUGGCGCAGGUGGGGCACCGGGUGGACUACCUGGCGGGCUUCUGCUGCCCCGUGGGGGGCCUGGCGGCGGGGAAGCCCCGGGUCCUGUGCCACGGGAGCCAGAUCUACCUCUCCAACGGCACCGAGUACGUCUACGUCUACGACCAGGAGAGCAGGUUCAUGAAGGCCAUUUACCGAUUUCCUGACCAAGUUUGGCAUGUUGAACUCUUGCCCAUUCACCAACAGCUUUAUAUCCUUUGUGCUGGAGUCGGUAUUUACUGUGUGUCCUUGGACUACCCAAGCAGGCUAGCGAAGCGAGCAGACGGGGAAGAAAAUGACUGCUUCUCGUGCAUUCUCCCCAUGGGCUCCAGCGCUUGCACCUUUCCUGAUGCCUCACUUUGCACCUUCACACUGCUCAGUGACGUCCUCGUCACCCUCUCCCAAGUCCAGGGGAAGUGGUGCAUGAAUCUCCAUGAGCUCCCAGGCCCCGAGGACCAGGAGAACGUGCCACGCCAACCAAUCUGCCAUGUGGACAUCACCACCAGCACCAGCAGCGAUGGGGACAUAUCCUUAGCCAACUUCCUUCCGGUUCUGUGCUGUGCAUCUUCUCCAGAUGCCAGUGACCACAAGGAGGAUCUUCGCCACUCAGGGGGCUUUGUGCUGGAGGAGCCCCUUUUUAGCCUCCUCUUUGGUGUAGAUGCUGCCAUGCUGGAUUCUCCCAUGAUCCUCUGUGGCUUCCCAGAUGGGCAGCUGUGUUCCGUGCCAUUGAAGGCCCUGAGGUCUCCUGACAACUGCAGCCGUGAAGACUCACCUGUCAAGAUUCUUCAUCAUUUGGAAGAGCCAGUUGUCUUCAUCGGGGCCUUGAGGACAGAGCGGAAGUCUCUGGAUGCAGAGGAGCUGCCGGCCUAUGGGGACUUGGGUUGUGACUGUGUCAUGGCUUUGGGUCACUAUGGGAAAAUGGUGGCCAUCAAGGCAGCUACAGGAGAAGAGGUCAAGGUCCCAGAGCUCAGAGAAUAUUAUUUGCAGGGACCGGUUUUAUGUGCGGCAUGCAGCGGGGGGAGCCGCAUGUACUACAGCACCCAUUCUGACAUCUAUGCUGUUGACUUGGACAGCAGCACCCCUGAGGCUGAGAAAGUGGAGGAUGCACCUGGGACCCUUCCUUCGGCCUUGUCUCCUGCCAGCUUGAGUAUUUGCAGCGUGGUGGCACUUUCUUUAUCUUCCCGGGAGUCAGAAGGUGAAUCUGAGCUUCUGGCUUUAUCUGCUAAGGGUCGCCUCAUGACCUGUGGCUUGUGCAGUCCAGAUGAUACACAGCCUGUAAAAAUGAACCCUGAUAAAGCAGGGCAGAGGAUCAAAGAAUUGUUGUCUGGAAUUGGCCAUGUCUCUGAAAGGGUGUCAUCAUUAAAGAAGGCAGUGGAUCAGAAGAACCAAGCCUUGACAUGCCUGAACCAGGUGAUGAGUGUGAGUGCUGCUUUGCUGUCAAGCCAGAAUGGGCAAAAGCCCAUCACCUGCACCAUUACUGUCCACUGGAGCCACAUCUUGGUUCAGGAUACCUUGACAGUCUCCUGCAUCUUGGAGAACUUGAGUGAGUGUAGCCUGGAGCGAGGCUGGACCUUCUGCGUCCAACUGUUUGCUGGCUCCUGUGACUUUGAUGAAGGUUCCUCAGAUUCUGCCACCACUUAUACUUUUCCCAUAGAUCAACUGCUUCCUGGAAACAAGACAGAGGUGACCCUCCCACUGGGUCCUACAGAAGGCACCAAACUAGAGCUGCCUUUCAUCGUCUCCUGUUCUCUCUACUACAGCCUACAGGAAAUCCUGGGCACUGUCUCAGAGUCCACCGAGCUGCUGGAUGACCUGUUUUCUGACGAUUCUCCAGGGCUUUGUCCAGACAGAGAAGGCAUCUGCCUGCCCUUGAAGGAAGCAACCAUCGAUCUCCUGCAGUGCCUUCGCUUGAAAAAUGGCAGCAGUACAUCUGAUGGCGGCCCACCUGCAGCUGCCAUGCCUCUCCCUGGGGACCCCCUUGACACCUUCCUGAAAUUGUCCCAGAUGCGGUCUGACCUUGAUGGCAUAGAAAGGAGUGAUGAGGUAGUUCCAAGAGCGCUGAACACUCUGGGAGAGGAUUACUUGACCCCUUCGGUAGCUUCUAUCAAAGUGUCCUCCGAACUGCUGAGAACUGCCCUCAAGGACUUCUGUGCAGAUGUGCCGCUGUGCUGUGCCGUGCUCCGGUGGCUGUUGGCAGAAAACGUUGAGGCGGAUGCCCUUCGGAGCCAAGAAAGAAUGGAAGUGUGGGGCCUGGCUCCAGAUGGAGGAGAAGUGCAGCUGAACAUCCGAGAGGUGGCUGUCAGUGACAUGAACACAGCAGGGCCCCUCCAAGCUGUCGAGAUUGUAAUCCAGAGCUCCCCAUUGGCCAACAUGUGCCAGCUGCACCAUGCAGUAGUCAGGCGGAUUCAGGCUCUAGUUUUGGAGCAAGCAGCCCAGGAUUCUUCUCCCCCAGAUAUCCGUGUGCAGUACCUCCAGCAGAUCCAAGCCAACCAUGAGGUCAGCUGCCUUGGAGCAACUGGGGCUCCCUCCACUUGCUAUGCUGCUAAAGGAGGCCCAGUCCCUGCGUGAUCAGCUGUGCUUGGACAACGAUUCAGAUGCAACGGUGGAGAAGCUCCUUCAUGUUUAUCGGCAGCUGCGCAACCCCAGCCUCAUUGUCUUGUGAGCACCAAGCUGUGGCUGCUUACCCAUCUUCAAGACGGAGCUUGGAUGAUUUCACUGCCAUUUCUGCUUGGUGCCAGUGUGGGAUGAAAGGGAACAGCUGGCUGUACACCUUGUGAACUGACUUGAGGGCUGAUGCAGAGGCAUAGCUGGGGGGAGGGGAUUAAGAUGGGCAAAAUUAGGGUCCCAAUGGGUCAGUUCUGAAGGAUGAAAGGCCUGGGGCUCAGCCUUUCCUUUUGUCCCUUGCUUUUCCCAUUCACUCCCCACCUUUAAUGUGGUACUUUCUCCCUGCCACCCCCCACCCCACCCCGAGCUCCUGAAUGCUUGCCUAUUCUUGGCGGGUUUGAUUGGUGCUUUGUGGCAGUCUAGCACACAGGCAAAGAGUCUGGGCAGAUAGCCUGUGUGCAAGUGCGUGUCAAGCAUUUGUAUGUACAUGUGUGUUGCUUGGACGGCCGGCAAGGUGCUGUAGUGGGUGUGGGUGGCGUGUUGUGGAUCGCACUUGACGUUGUUAGUUUUAACUUCUUUUGCUUUUGGUGGUGGUUGCUUAGCUGUGGCAGGCCAGAGUCUGGUGAACUGUAUGUGUGAAGGGGAGGGGGCAGGUUCAAGUGGAAAUGUAACCACUUUUUAUUCACUCCAGACAGCAACAACAGCAGAAAAGGGCUAUGCCUCUAGCUGUGUCAUAUAUUUUCGGAAACACUGUGGAAAAACACACCUGAUGUCACACACACACAAAGUAACAGAGGGGUGCUAUUAGUACAGUACCCCUUUUUCUAAUGGGGCGCAUUGCUCCUUUUUCCAGUAUUUGUCCUUUCUAUAAACAAUGUGCUUGUUUGUUUCCAUGGUGGAGACUCCUACAA
Molecule: messenger RNA, 3659 nt
Organism: Anolis carolinensis (green anole)
Lineage: Eukaryota; Metazoa; Chordata; Lepidosauria; Squamata; Anolidae
Gene: faap100
Product: FA core complex associated protein 100
Exons: 9
Coding region: 127-2712 (861 amino acids)
Biological process (GO): interstrand cross-link repair
Cellular component (GO): nucleoplasm; Fanconi anaemia nuclear complex
Source: RefSeq, a predicted model, not a curated record